AUGAGAAUCAGCAACUUGGUUAUUGCGGCCUCUGCUGCCGGCAUGGUCAACGCUCUCCCUAAGCGUGAGAUGAAGAAGCGUGCUUCCUCUGGUUUCACCUUCUUCGGUGUUAGCGAGUCUGGUGCUGAGUUUGGUUCCGGCGUUGGUACUCUGGGAACCACCUACACCUGGCCUACGACCAGCCAGAUCCAGAUCCUGAGAGAUGCGGGCAUGAACAUGUUCCGUAUUCCCUUCCUGAUGGAGCGUCUUACUCCCGACAGCAUCACCGGCUCUUUUGCUUCUGCCUACCUUAGCGACCUCAAAUCGACCGUCCAAUUCGUCACUGACAGCGGAGCUUACGCCGUCCUCGAUCCCCACAACUAUGGAAGAUACAACGGAAACAUCAUCACUUCCACCUCUGAUUUCCAGACCUGGUGGAAGAACGUUGCCGCUGAGUUCGCUGACAACGACAAGGUCAUCUUUGAUACCAACAACGAGUACCAUGAUAUGGAGCAGUCCUUGGUCCUGAGCCUCAACCAGGCCGCCAUUGACGGUAUCCGUGCCGCCGGCGCCACGACUCAGUACAUCUUUGUUGAGGGUAACAGCUACUCUGGUGCCUGGACCUGGACCGAGAACAACGAUAACCUCUCCGGCCUGACCGAUACCGAGGACAAGAUCAUCUACGAGAUGCACCAGUACCUCGACUCCGAUGCCUCUGGUACCUCGGAGACUUGCGUCAGCUCCACCAUCGGUAAGGAGCGUCUCGAGAGUGCCACCGAGUGGCUUCAGACCAACAACAAGAAGGGUGUUAUCGGAGAAUUCGCCGGUGGUGUCAACUCCGUCUGUGAGGAGGCUGUUGAGGGCAUGCUUUCCUACAUGUCCGAGAACAGCGAUGUCUGGGUCGGUGCCUCUUGGUGGUCUGCCGGUCCCUGGUGGGGAUCCUACAUGUACAGCCUGCAGCCCUCCGAUGGCCCGGCUUACUCGACUUACCUUCCCAUCCUGGAGAAGUACUUCCCUGAUGGUGACUCUACCACCUCUGCUUCCAGCUCCGCUGCUACCUCUGUCGCUGCCGCCACCUCCGCAGCCACCUCCGCGGCCACCUCCGCUGUCUCUGCUGUUCAGCAGACCACCACCGCUGCUCCCCACCCUCAGGUCUCGACCACUUCCGCCAUCUCCGUCGCUGCCGCCGCUCCCAGCAGCAGCUCUUCCGCUACCACCUUUGCCACCUCCACCAAGUCUAAGUCCCCCUGCAAGCUGCACAGCACCAGCAGCGCUGCUUCCGCGGCUGCCACCAGUGCUGUUGUUGCCACCCAGCCCACUACCUCCGCUGUUGUUGCUACCCAGCCCACCACAAGUGCCGUUGCUGCCAGCCAGCCUACCACCACCGCUGUUGCUGUUGCCGCCACCACCCCUGCCGUCAUUCCUAGCCCCAUCACCUCCAGUGUGGCUGCUGCCAGCGGCAGCGCUGGUGUCAGCGAUCCCCAGGGUGCCCUGGCUACCAACGCUGCUGGCCAGGUCAAUGAGUUCUACCAGUGCGGUGGACUUAACUGGACCGGACCCACUGAGUGCGCCAGCCCCUACACCUGCGUGAAGCAGAACGACUACUACUACCAUUAUUUGCGUGCGCUCGAGGACAACUGUGCCCUGCGCCGCCCCCAGUCAGCGCCACCGACCAAGGAGUUGUCCGAAGAAAGAGUGUCCCGGAGUAGCCCUCCGUUACCUUUUGUCGCAGAUGACGCGUCCCCACUUCCCCAGACCAGCACCGCCGAGGCACUCAUCACCAACCCUCUUGUCUCUGCCACAUCCUUCUACCUGAAGGAUACGACCGGACGAUAUAGUAAGCUCCAGCGCGUCUUCCUGCUCCUCAAAUCCGCGGUUCCCGACUACCUGUGCCCAGAUCUUCCUUUUCACAUCGAUGGCUGUACCUGGGAACUUAGCUGGUCCCGGACUGAUUUUGAAGAUGCUUCUGUUGUGGAGGGGCUGCCGUCGCUGGAUGACUUUCUCUAUUUGCUCAACACCGUCAAGUUCCAUUCCUCUCGGAUGCUAUAUCUCGUCGACGAAGACGAGUUCAUACCUCAUCUCCACGAGUUCUACGAUCGAGGGCUCGAGAAGGCCAAAACUCAGCCCCUAUGGUUCAUUCAAUACCUCCUGAUCAUCGCUCUCGCCAAGGCUUUCUUGACCACACCCAGGAAUCCCAAAUUACCGCCAGGAUCAGCUUUCUUCACAAGGGCUAUGUCUCUAGUACCGGAUUUUAUAGGCCUGAAUCGUCAGCCAAAUCGUGGCAUGCAGAUUCUGUACCUGAUAGGUCUGUAUCUGGUGUCGGUGGACAUGAAAGAUGCUGCUUAUGUUUAUGUCGGCCAGGCGAUCCGGAUGUGUAUCAUGGAGGGGAUAUACCGGGAGCCACCAGACGGACUUUUUGGGACUGGUAUCGCGCAUCAGUGCCGUAACAUCUGGUGGUCCGCAUAUAUUCUUGACCGGCAGCUAUCAUCGAUGAUAGGCGGUCCAGUAUCGAUCCAAGAUGCGGAAAUCACUUGUGCGCUCCCCGUCGCUUACGAUCAGUCGGAGGAUGCUCUGUUCUUCACCAUGCAUGUCAAGCUUUCCCGCACGAUCGGCCGCGUGUUGAAUUCCGUAUACACCACCGAUUUUCGAUUGCGACAGUCAUUCAUCUCCACGAUUCAGUCUGUGCUGCGCGAGAUGGCCGAUAUUCUGCGGGAGACGGAGGAGAUGGCCGCCAAAGUCUCGCAUCAUUCCCUGCGUACAGUAUCGACUAUGACGAGCCAUCUGACAGUAAAAUACCACCAAUGUAUUAUUCUGGCCACGCGUCCGCUGUUCCUUCACUUUCUCAUCAACCGGCUCCAACCACAGGAUCAGCGCGGCAAGACAGUGAUCCCCGUCCAGCUGAGACCGCUUCUCGAAACCUCUCUGCAGUCGGCCAAGAUCUCAUUGAGGACUUUGUCUGUAUUGUACGAGCAGUCACUUCUCGAAUCGUUCCUUCCUUUCGAUCUGGAAGGGAUCUUCUCUUCCGCAUUCAUCCUCACCAUCGCCCACUUCAUCGACCCUGCUCUGGUGCCGGAUUUGGCCAACUACGUGCUCACCGCUUCGCGCAUGCUGUCCGACAUCGUUGCCAAGGGCAACAUGACCGCCGCGCUGCGGCAGAAGGAACUGGAUUUGCUACAGAGGAUGACCGGACAUGUCGUUAGCGGGGAGAGUAGUGAUCAUGAUGAUGGAAGGGAAAGUGUCUCCCGCAUGGUGAGUCUUCCUGAGCAGACGGAUCCCGCGGCGGAGUCGGAGUUUAUGAUGGCGGAUGAGGAGAUUACCAUGAGCCCUACACAGAUAUUGAGUCUGGCGGAGCAUUUGGACUUGCUGAACGAGAGUGCGUGGGAUAUUGGAUUCGGACUCGAGGGGCAGGGUUUGAUGUGA
Aspergillus brunneoviolaceus CBS 621.78 is the source of this 3399-nucleotide messenger RNA. RefSeq names its product putative extracellular endoglucanase/cellulase (gene egl3). The transcript is spliced from 12 exons. Gene Ontology annotation, biological process: DNA-templated transcription; glucan catabolic process. Gene Ontology annotation, molecular function: DNA binding; zinc ion binding; cellulose binding. Lineage: Eukaryota; Fungi; Ascomycota; Eurotiomycetes; Eurotiales; Aspergillaceae. Bases 1 to 3399 code for a protein of 1132 amino acids. The record is from RefSeq and is a predicted model, not a curated record. Gene Ontology annotation, cellular component: extracellular region.